Molecule: messenger RNA, 951 nt
Organism: Asparagus officinalis (garden asparagus)
Lineage: Eukaryota; Viridiplantae; Streptophyta; Magnoliopsida; Asparagales; Asparagaceae
Product: ammonium transporter 3 member 1-like
Exons: 2
Coding region: 1-675 (224 amino acids)
Biological process (GO): ammonium transmembrane transport
Cellular component (GO): plasma membrane
Molecular function (GO): ammonium channel activity
Source: RefSeq, a predicted model, not a curated record
AUGACGUCUACUACCGCAGAGAUCGUCUGGCUACGGCGACUCCUUAUUGACAUGGGUGUGUCUUCCAUAACGACAACUCCUCUUCAUUGUGACAACAUGAGCGCCAUCAAAGUCACCAGCAAUCCCAAUUACAAAACUAUUGAUGCAGGACUUGUGCAAGGGUGGGCAGCCAUAGUGAUGGGCAUACUCUCCGGCAGCAUCCCCUGGUUCACGAUGAUGGUCGUCCACAAGCGCUCCCCUAUCCUCCAAAAGGUUGACGACACCCUUGGUGUCUUCCACACCCACGCCGUGGCUGGACUCAUCGGCUUGUCCACCGCCUCCUCGCCAGCCGACCCUCUCCUCCCUCUUCCUCCCUCGCUCACCAACUUCCGUGGAGGGCUUCUACGGCCCCAGCGUUGGAGGCUACCAUUCGUCAAACAAAUCAUCGGCGCGCUUUUCAUUAUUGGUUGGAACGUCGUAGUCACGACGAUCAUUUGUCUUGUGAUUCGGACGGUGGUGCCACUGAGGAUGCCGGAGGAGGAGCUGACUAUCGGGGACGAUGCAGUGCACGGGGAGGAGGCAUAUGCACUGUGGGGGGACGGCGAGAAGUUUGAUAUUACGAGGCAUGGGUGGGCGUCGGGGGAGGAUGGCACUCAACAUGAUAAAGUGCCUAGUGGUGUCACGCAAAAUGUUUGAGGUUUUUUGAGUUGAUUGUGUUGUGUUUAUAUUCGGUUCGCGUUUUGUAAACCAUUUGCACGUAUCUACAUCCUUCUUAUAUUCUUAGUAGACGCGAACCUCUUGUACGUAUGUACAUCCUUCUUAUAUUCUCAGUGAUCGAUUCUGUCAGAAAUCUAGAUUAGUCUGUUUUAUAAUGCUUCUGCUGGCCUUCUCCGAUGUACUGCUAUAUCCAUUUGUCCUAGUUAGUUACUCAUUAGCAAGUUCUUGGAUAUCUGAAUCCUGUUACUCGCGCGA